AUGAAUUUGAUCCAUCAAAAACUGCAGGAGAUCUCGACGCUCGUGAGUCUGACGACCGCUGAGGUCGGGUACACGACCGUGUUCCCGUCCCCGGCGGAUUUGAAGUCGGCCUAUGAUUUCAUUAUUGUGGGAGGAGUAAUAACCGGCUGUUUGAUCGCAAAACGGCUAUCCGAUGCCGGCCACUCGACUUUACUGAUUCAUGGACCAGGAUCGCUCCCAAAUGAGCUGACCAGGGUACCCCUCCUAAAUCUCGGUCUGCACGGAAACCCUGAUCACGACCAUCUCUACAAAAGCCCCAGACUGAAUUCGCGCUGGCUCAAUCAAACACUCACCUACAACUCGGGGAAAGAUCUCGGUGGGUCUCAAGUCCUCAGCGCUCAGAUGUGGUCUUACGGAAAAUCGGGUGAUUUCACGUGCUGGAAAGAGGAAUUUGGCAUCAGUGAAAAGUUCAGCAAUGAAAACAUUCGUGCGGCAGGUAAAAUCCACGAGAAGGCGAGCGCGGGAGUUGAAGGUGUAGAUUCCCCCUACGGAGAAUCCGGAGAAAUCGAUUUGAGUCUCUCUCCGACCUGGGCUCCGUAUCAACAAACUUUCGCGGAUAGGUUCGAAGCGGCCGCAGCCAGUCUGACGCAAACGCGGGUGAAUAAGGACCAGAACAGCGAUGCUCUCGGUUUCGGGAGAAUUAUUCAUGCGGUGGAAGCAGACACGGGUUAUAUCAGUACUCCGGUGAGAGCAUUCUUCGAAAAUCGACCUCUCUCGGAUAAUUUACACAUCGUUACAAGACACAUGGUGCGGAAGAUACUCUUCGACAUGUCCACGUCACCUCCGCGGGCCACCGGCGUUGAAUUCGUCCAGGCAGAAGAUAGGGAAGGGAGCGUAGUAUUCUUCAAAAAAGCCACCAAGCGGAUAAUCCUCACGGCCGGUGCCAUUCGAACUCCUCAACUUCUGGCGCUUUCCGGGGUGGGAUCCGAAUCCGACCUUAAGCAGUGGAACAUCGAGCCUGUGGUGACGAGGAACGGCGUGGGACAGAAUCUCCACGAUCAUUACGACAUCGGUAAUGCUGGCGUAUGUUUCCCGAAAGGCACCAAGAAGUACGUCGACUUCGGACUAACUCAAUACUUCAAUUUCGGAUUGCAUAGAAGAGGCCAGCUCAGAGCACCCCUGGGAACCCAGUCCUACGGCUUCUUCAAAUCCGACCAGAGCAAUCUUACCACCUCGAAACAUUACUUUUCGAUCGGAAUUUCGAAGAAUAAUCUCUACCAAGACUUCUAUCUGCAAGGCAAAUCUUCGGAGGGAGACAACUUCUUCGGCACUCUCUUCAAGCAGAGGGAGUGCUUGCUCUUCACUCCGACUUUGCUGCACCCGGAGUACCGGGGCCAAAUCACUCUGACAUCGGGCGAUCCCCUCGAUGACCCGAUCGUGGAUCUGAAAACGACUUCAAAUGCUAGAGACAUGAAACUUAUCGGCGAACUGUGGCAGAAGGUCAAACGCAUCGCGGAGGAAUCAUUCGGGGAUAUAGGCGGUGAAUUCGACGGAACACCUUUUCCCGCAUGCGUCCAGGACCUCAUGAUCGCUGAUGCGUCGAUUCUACCUUGUCCGACGAGUGGGCACAUGCUGCCCACUAUAUCCGCCAUGGCUGAAAUGGCUGCUCGAGAAGUCAUACGGGACUUUGAAGUACAACGCUCUCGCUCCCGAUCAUGA
Messenger RNA from Galendromus occidentalis (western predatory mite), 1698 nucleotides. Its product is annotated as glucose dehydrogenase [FAD, quinone]-like. The record is from RefSeq and is a predicted model, not a curated record. The transcript is spliced from 4 exons. Gene Ontology annotation, molecular function: flavin adenine dinucleotide binding; oxidoreductase activity, acting on CH-OH group of donors. The coding region runs from base 1 to 1698 and encodes 565 amino acids. Lineage: Eukaryota; Metazoa; Arthropoda; Arachnida; Mesostigmata; Phytoseiidae.